Molecule: messenger RNA, 771 nt
Organism: Habropoda laboriosa
Lineage: Eukaryota; Metazoa; Arthropoda; Insecta; Hymenoptera; Apidae
Gene: Uqcc1
Product: ubiquinol-cytochrome-c reductase complex assembly factor 1
Exons: 6
Coding region: 1-771 (256 amino acids)
Biological process (GO): mitochondrial respiratory chain complex III assembly
Cellular component (GO): mitochondrion
Source: RefSeq, a predicted model, not a curated record
AUGAAUAUGUGUUUUUCACAUUUAAAAAAGCUUAGAGAAACUAAUUUAAAGAGUAUUACUCCAUUGUCUUCGACAUUGAAAUAUAUCACAAAAUGCAAGUUUAUCAAUGCUACUGGCAUAGAUUUUUCAAUACGAUCUCAGUUCCGCCAAUUUUGUAAAAAUGUACGUGUAAAGGAUGUACCUAAGGAUUUAAAUACACCAAAAAUACAAAGUGGAAUAUUUAAGAAAUUGUCGCAUAGAUAUGAUCUUUACAUAAAGAAAUAUGUAAGUUAUCACUUGUAUGGUGACAUUCCUGACCAACUUAACUAUUCAGUAUUUUUUAAAGGUUUCAAUAUGCCAGACACAUUUUAUUCUUGGUUUUUAAUCACUGAAUUACAUGUUUGGUUGUUAAUGGUACGCUUUAUGGCUGAAGGAGAAAGAGGUAAAAUUGUUAUUAAAAAUAUUGUUGAGGCCAUGUGGCAUGAUGUUGUUUUGAGAGCAGAUCUACUAGGUCCAAUACCUGGAAAAGUGAAAAGGAAAACUAUAACAGAGUUAUCACAUCAAUUUAAUGCUGCUUUGAUUGGUUAUGAUGAAGGAAUUAUGUCAGAUGACAAAGUAUUAGCAGGUGCAUUGUGGAGAAGAUUCUUUCGCUUGGAAUGUAACAAUCCAGAACAUCUCGAAACACUCGUAAUUUAUGUUAGAAAACAGACUAAUAUAUUUGAUAAAAUUCCAUCAGAUAAAGUUUUUCAUAGGUCAAUAGCACAGUGGGUAGAUUUGCAAAGCAUUAAAUGA